Molecule: messenger RNA, 4349 nt
Organism: Thunnus maccoyii (southern bluefin tuna)
Lineage: Eukaryota; Metazoa; Chordata; Actinopteri; Scombriformes; Scombridae
Gene: dnajc16l
Product: DnaJ (Hsp40) homolog, subfamily C, member 16 like
Exons: 15
Coding region: 305-2740 (811 amino acids)
Source: RefSeq, a predicted model, not a curated record
AUUAUUUUCAGUUACUUCAUCAUUUAUUUUGAAAAUCGUAACCGGAAGCUGUAUUUCCUUGUAGACAUGACUGACGGUUUGUUAAUGCCCAGCAUUAGCUAGACAAAUAAUGGCCUCAUCAUUGUAGUAAAAUAGCAGUAUGUCGUCUAUAUCUAAACUUACCAUUCUUUAAGUCAACAGAGCCGAUAAUGUAUGCUCUUAGCUUAUCAUAUAUAUCCGUUAUAUAGCUUUAUAGUAUUACUUUACCGGGCAGCUCGGUAGCUAACUAGCAUAAAUUCCUUUUAACGUUGGACGAAGACAAGCGAUGACGGUUAGAAGAAGCAGUCGACAUCCUCGGACAUGUCCAGCUCUGCUCGCCAUCUUCUUGCUCAUUUUGAGUGAGCAUUUGGUGAAAACAGCUUCUGAAUAUGACCCUUAUAAAAUCCUGGGUGUCAGCAGGAGUGCCAGUCAAGCAGAAAUCAAAAGGGCAUACAAGAACCUUGCCAAAGAGUGGCAUCCAGAUAAGAACAAGGACCCAAACGCUGAGGACAUGUUCAUCAAAGUCUCAAAGUCAUAUGAGAUUUUGUCUAAUGAGGAGCGAAGAUCCAACUUUGACCGCUAUGGACAGAUGGAUGAAAACCAGCCCUUCGGCCAGUCACAGCAUCAUGGUUUCCGCAGCUUCCACAACAGCUUCUACUUUGAUGAGUCUUUUUUCCAUUUCCCCAGGUCCAGGGACUUUGCAGACAGCAAGUACCUGCUUCACCAUGCACAGUUUAACAGUGACGUCCUUCCAGACAGCCACAAGAGGCCAUACCUAAUCAAAGUGACCUCUGAGUGGUGCUUUGCAUGCAUCCACAUUGAGCCUGUGUGGAAGGAGACGGUGCAGGAGCUGGAGCCACUGGGUGUGGGCAUUGGCAUUGUGGACCUGGGUUAUGAGCGUCGUCUGGCCAACCAGCUGGGAGCUCACCGCGCUCCUUCCAUCAUCGGGCUGGUGAACGGCAGAGUGACCUUCUUCCAUCAGGCCGUGGUACGAGAGCACCUGCGACAGUUCAUUGAAGACCUGCUGCCCCAGAGGCUGGUGGAAAAGAUCACAGAUAACAACUAUCUGGCUUUUCUGGAUAACUGGCAUGUGGAGAAUAAACCCAGCGUUCUCUUGUUUGACCAAGUCCCUGUUGUUCCCCUACUCUACAAGUUAACAGCGUUUGCCUUCAGAGACUAUGUUCGUUUCGGCUAUGUGGACCAGGGCGAAACGCACAACAUUCGGCUCCUGCAGCAGUUCAACAUAAACACAUACGCCCCCACCAUGCUGCUGUUUAAGGAGGACACAGAAAAGCCAGUUGACAUCAUCCAGGCCAGAGGGAUGAAGCGGCAGAUCAUGGAUGAAUUUGUCUCCAACAACAAGUUCCUGCAGGUGCCACGACUCGUCAACCAGCAGCUGUUUGAUGAGCUGUGUCCUGUCAAGCAGUUCCACAGACGGAGGAAGUACUGUGUGCUGCUGAUCACAGGUGAGGACCAGACCUUUCUUCCGGGCAAUAAGGCCUUCCUGGACUUCGCCUCAGCUAACGCAAAAGAGGUGCUGCGGUUUGCAUACGUCUAUCAGCGUCAUCAGCAGCCUCUUUGUCAGGCGCUGCUUCACAACCAGGCUGCACUCUCACCUCAGGUGGUGAUUCUGGAGAGGCGGAGUCAGGCUGGUAAGGUCCUGUACCGCUCUAUGAGUGGUGGCUGGAAUGGCAGUGAAGAAGACAAGUACCGCUUACAUGAACAGCUGGAGCUACUUCAGAAAGAUCCCACCUACCUGAGCUCAGACGCCACUCUGCCAGAACUCAACAACGAGAUGGCCCCUAUGUUUCUCAUUCAGUGGAUGAAUGCUGCGUACGAUUACAUCCUUCAAAUAUACGAUGACCUUCUCUACUCAAACUGGAGAGAGAUGAUGCCCAUCCUGUCGCUGAUUUUCUCGGCUCUCUUCAUUCUUUUCGGCACCGUCAUCAUCCAGGCCUUCAGCGAGCCAGGUGAGAGCAAACCCCGGGCGUCAAAGCCAAAGGAAAAACCGCAAACUCAGGAAGAAGCAUCAAGUAGAGCUUCUACCUCAGGCCGUCCUCCCAAGAAGGACUUUGUGGAGGUGACAGAGCUGACAGACAUCACGUACACUAGUAACCUGGUGAAGCUGAGGCCUGGCCAUAUCAAUGUCGUACUGGUGCUCACCAACGCCUCCAAGAAUGCCCUGCUCAGGAAAUUUGCCAAGGAGGUUUUCUCGUUCUCUGGGACUCAGACCCUCCACUUCUCCUUCCUCAACGCUGAUAAGCACCGCCACUGGAUGCCGUCACUCCUUCGCUCAACCUCUGACGUUGCGCAGAGCGAGGGCCAUUCAGAUGACGAUGAGGAGUCUUCAGACUACACUGGCCACGUCCUGGCCCUCAAUGGCUACAAGAAAUACUUUUGCCUCUUUAGACCCGUCUUCACAGGGGAUGAUCCCAGCGACGCCUCUUCCUCAUCCGAGACUUCGUUCUCCUCUGACAGCAGGAGAAAGUCCCGCUCCAGGUCCAGGUCCAGCUCCCACUCUCGAUCUCGCUCCCAUUCCAGGGAGGACGGGUCCGCAGCCAAGAGAGGCUCCAGCAGGGCCACUAGCAUAGAAGUCCACCAUAAGCUUGACAGGCUUGGACUGUGGAUGGAGAGGCUAAUGGAGGGUACCCUACUUAGAUUGCAGGUCCCUGCCUGGCCCUCUCUCGGUGAAGCUGCUAACAACUCUUCCACAGAGAGCUGAGGUCAAAGUAAGAACUGUGUACGAUUGGUAGCUAUUACACUACAUGGUCUUGCCUCCUGAUUAAGUUCUUUAGCAAGAAAACUGCAGUUAGUUCUCUUUGGCACAGGUAGGUUUCUGCACUGAACUGUUGCAACCUGUUUACAGAUUGUCUCAUUUUAUCUUUUAGAUAGCGUGGUCACAUGAAAAUUGAUGGCUUCAAGUAGUGUGCUGCCAGUAACCUGAUGAAUGAACCUAAUGAAUCUGUGUGCAUGUUAAAUAUCUGAGAUGAACACUUAUUGAGGCAAAGGCAAAGUCUGAGCUGCAUGACGCCGCUUCAUGAAUGUGCCGAGACAGAAGGAGGAAAACAGCAAAGACAGAUGAAGUUUCUCCUGAUGCACAUACACACUCUGUGCUCUGAUUGCAGGGCAAGUAAAUCUUUACUUUUUACACACAUGUGACUGCUGGGGUGUUUUCACAGCCAACAGACAUGACAUGAUAGUACAAACAUUAGCUGUAGUUAGUGUGUGUGUGUGGAGUAAUUCCCUGUAUGUGUGUGCUGCAGCUCAACACCGGUACUUGUGUUAAUUCCCUCACUCUCGUCUUAACGAUUAUGAAAUGAACUCAUGCAACUCGAGAUAAGCGCACAUUUUCUUGCUCAACUUUAGCAGACACGUCAUCAAAGUCAUUUGAACCACUUGGAGCCUCUGAAAUAGUUUAGAGCCUGAACACAUCUUUACACUUGACAGUCUUCUAUCAUUGAGUUUGACCAUCAUCAUUGUUUCCUUCUGUUGGAGAAUUCUGCUUUAUGUCAUCAGAUCUCCACAUGGGCUUUCUUUGGAAGCAGGUUAAUAAGAAUAAAGGCUAGAAAACUGAGCUUUUUGCACUGAAUCUAUAGAUAAAUUAUGUUAUUUUAAGGACCUUUCUUUACAGUUAGAUCUGACACUACUUUUUUAAAAUUCCAGGCUUAAAGGCAUACAGAAUUUCACAGCAUGGUAAGCAGCAAUAAUAGACUUAUUUCAUAUACAGUAAUAAAACUCACAUUUCAGAACAUUUUUAAAGGAUUAAUGAAUAAAGAGGGUUCUCCCUAAUGUUUUCCAGUGCAGCUCAGACCAAGUUGCCAUGUAUUUGCUGCUGUUUUGUUUUAGGGAAUUUUGAACUGUGAUGACAUGAAAUAUCAUUUUGGGUAAAUGGGACCUAGAAUGUUGAAAUCUGCCUUUUUUUGUUUUGUGGUUGCUUCUUUUUUUGGGGGCAUAUUUCACAUAUUUUUAAGUUCUUGUCAUUAUUGUCUGAAUCAGGGAGAAACGAUACAUCCACCAUGUCGUACUUGCCCUUUUAAGCCCUUAAACCACUGUAAAUAUUAAUGCAUGGAAUAAGUAGACCUAAAAUCUCUAAUAAAUGUAUAGUGAAUUUGCACUGGCAACUUAAAUGUUUCACCUACUCUGUUUUGUCCUUCGUCUGUAAUUGAAUCAUUUCCUGCUCAACAAAUAAUAUUUGCAGUACACUGUAAUAAUGAUUUUUUUUAUGGCAUUUGAACUUCAUUUAUAUCCAUAUCCAACUGUAAGAGAUGAAACAUUUGGAAAGAAUCUCCUUUUAAAACAGUUUAUUUAUUAAAAUGUGUGACCUGCUUGGA